This is a messenger RNA of Symbiodinium natans, 1992 nucleotides long. The record is from the annotation of a GenBank genome assembly. Lineage: Eukaryota; Dinophyceae; Suessiales; Symbiodiniaceae.
AUGGCUUCGCAGCCGAUGGCGGGGCUGCGCUCGGAUGCAGAGCCGCGCGCAAAGGGUUCUGGAGCGGCUGGGACCCUCACAGUCACGAAGGUGUCGGGCGAAACCGUGUUGGUCAUGGAUGCGGAUGAGUUCAAAGAGUUCACAGAUCAGAGUGGGCGGUCCCUGAAGGCGCUAAAACGGCACCUUCAUUCGCUGGGGGAAGUUCCCAGGUUUCGCCAGCGGCUGCUCCACGAAAGGCGCCUCUUACAGGAGGACGAAGACCUACCGAGUGUGCCCGUUGCCUCCAACUUGGAUUUGCAGCUUGUGGUGCUCCCCUUCCACACCAGCCUGGCGCAGCGCGGGGAACUGCGCACGGCCGCCUCGAAGGGACAGGCGGAGGCGGUGGAGGAGCUGCUUCAAGGUCCUCAAGAACCUGAGGAAGAUGCGCUGCAUGCGGCAGCAGAGUGUGGCAGCGUGAGCUGUGCAAGCCUCCUGCUCGAGGCCAGCGCUGACGCAAAUAAAGGAGACAGCAUUGGCCGAAGUGCCCUCUUCCAUGCAGCCAGCAACGGCCACGCGAAAGUGGCGAGGCUACUGCUUGAUGCUGGUGCCGACAAGGACCUGGGUGAUGGCUGGGGGCAUACGCCGCUCUCCAUGGCGGCGGACGUUGGUCUCAGCCUCGAGAUGGUACGCCUCUUGCUCGAGGUCCGAGCAGAUGUCGAGAAAGCGGGGCACUUCAAUCGAACCCCUUUGCUGGCGGCUGCCGAGAAUGGGCACUUGGAGAUUGCCCGGCUGCUAGUGGGGGCCAGCCAAGUGCUUGGCAGGCCUGUGGCCCAAAAUGGGGCCUCCCUGUGCGUGGCAGCGAUGCAUAGCCACCUGGACAUCGCGCACCUGCUCAUUGGCACAAGGGCUGAUGUGAACUUCAUGGAUCCUUCGGGCUCAACGCCCGUGUUGAUGGCAUCCCUGCACGGCCAUGUGGCCAUGGCACGCCUUCUGAUCAGCGUGCGCGCCAACGUGGACUUGGCCAACAAGACGGGCGCCACCCCUCUGAUCGUCGCAGCGCAGCAGCGCCUCCUGCAGAUGUGCAACCUCCUCAUCGACUGCCGUGCAAACGUACACCAAAGCGCGUACAACGGAGCCACACCUUUGAUCGUGGCUUGCGAGCACGGCUCGGUGGACACUGCCCGCUGCUUGGUCAUGGCGGGCGCGAGCGUCCACACAGUCUCGAGCAACCACGCCACACCGUUGCUCGCAGCCCGCCGGAAAGGUCACCUGGAGGUCAUGCGGUUUCUUCUCCAGGCCCGAGCAGAUUCGGAGCAAGCGGAUGCAGAUGGCUGCAGCGCCGUGUGCCUAGCCUGCCAAGACGGCCAGCUGGACACUGCGCAGCUUCUGCUCACUACCCGAGCCGACCUGAACAAGGCAUCGGGAAGUGGCAUGCAUCCGAUUCUGGCAGCAGCUCAACAUGGGCACUCGGAGGUCGUCCGCUGGCUUUGCCGGGCGAAGGCGGAGGUGAAUCAAGCAGGCGGCCAGCAGGAGACACCCCUGAUCCAAGCAGCUCGUCGAGGAGACCCGACCAUGGCGCGUGCCCUUCUGGAGGCCGGCGCGGACCUCGAAGCGUGCAAUUCCGCCGGGUCUUCGGCGCUACUGGUGGCCUCCGCCAACGGCCAGCUGGAAGUUGUGCGCCUGCUCGUCGCCAAGAGGGCAUUCUUGGAUCGCCAGGAUGUCGAUGGAUGCACUGCUCUCUACUGGGCUGCAGCACGCGGCGAGGUGGAGGUCGUGCGAGUGCUCUUGGAGGCCUGCAGAAAUCGCACGGGCGGCCACAGAGAUCACAGCCAAGAGUGGUACGACGGCGGACCCAGGGCUGCGAGAGCAUUUCUAGAUCGAGACCGGUUGAGGUUCCAUCCAGAUCGUGAACGGUUCUUUGCAACCUCGUUUCCACCUUGCCUGCGCAUCAUCGUUUUGUGGGCUCCGUGGCACAUCGAGUUUUGGGCAUGGGAGCAGUUUGUUGCAUCCUAG